Messenger RNA from Balaenoptera acutorostrata (minke whale), 2098 nucleotides. RefSeq lists its product as uncharacterized. Gene Ontology annotation, molecular function: ubiquitin protein ligase activity. The transcript has 3 exons. Lineage: Eukaryota; Metazoa; Chordata; Mammalia; Artiodactyla; Balaenopteridae. The coding region runs from base 1 to 1233 and encodes 410 amino acids. Gene Ontology annotation, biological process: intrinsic apoptotic signaling pathway in response to endoplasmic reticulum stress; protein K63-linked ubiquitination; protein K29-linked ubiquitination. Gene Ontology annotation, cellular component: endoplasmic reticulum membrane. The record is from RefSeq and is a predicted model, not a curated record.
AUGGGUUCUGGGUGGCCGCUUCUUACCUGCUCUUCCUUGUGCCGUCGUGCUUCUCAGGUGGUGGGUGGGCCCACAGCUCGUCCCGAUGGAAUAGCCCGCCCUGCUGGGCACAAGGGCACCGUUGCUCAGCCCCACACCUCGGUGCCCGAUUCUCACGCGGUGGGUGCCAGCUGUUUGCCCACCUUGUACAAGCUCUGCCCUGGCCCUGACGGCCCAGGGAGGGGCGUGGCCCAGGCCGGUGGGGGAGGGACGUGUGCGUGGUGUCCCCGCCCCGGGAGUGGAAUUCCUGCUGGAGGAGUUAGGCUGGCCUGCCCACAGCGCCGCCGCCUAGAUUACAGCUGGCUGACACAGGGAUCGCUGCGGCUGGGCCUGGCAGACCCUCUUGGGGACGGGACGGCACGCUGGGCCCAGGAGCUGCCCGGAGCUGGCACGGCUAUUGGGGCCCGAGUGAAGUUUACUCUGAGUAGGGCCUGGAGCCAGGAGGAGGUGACAGUUGCUGCCAGUCCGCCUUUGGCCUCCCGGGGCCCUGAGCGCCUGGACCCACUGCGCCAAGCGCUGGUAGAUGAUGGGUCGGACAGCGGGGCCCUUGGGAGCCCCCAGGGUCCCAGGACUCCGGACAGUGAAGCCCUGCUGGGGGCCGCCGCCACGGCCCGCCCCUGGGCCGGGCCCACAGAGGACGCGGAGGAGGAGCAGGAGGGGGAGGAGUGCCCCGUCUGCACAGAGCCCUACGGGCCCGGGGAGCACCGCCUCGCCCUGCUGAACUGCGGCCACGGCCUGUGUGCGGGCUGCCUGCUCCGGCUGCUGGGUGCGGCCCCCAGCGCUGACCUGGGCCGGGUGUGCUGCCCUCUGUGUCGCCAGAAAACACCCAUGCUCGAGUGGGCGAUCUGCCGGCUGCAGGAGGAGCUGCUACAGGCCGAUGGGCCCCAGCGCCCUGCACCCGCUGCCCUCCCCGUGCCCCCCCGCCGGGGCUCCGGGCCCUGGGCCUCCCUAGAGCACCGCUACCAGCUGCGCUUCCUGCCGGGGCCUGUGGGCAGCCGAGGCUGCCUGCCCUUCCUGCCCUGCCCGCCCUGCCUGGGCUCCCGGCUCUGGGCCCUGCGGGAACGGGGGCCCUGCGCCCGCCGCCUGGCGCUGCUGGGCCUGCUGGCCCUCGAGUUGCUGGGCCUGCUGCUCAUCUUCGCGCCGCUCAUGCUGCUGGGGCUGCUCUUCGUGCUGCUGGACAGCUCCCGCCGCUAAGCAGAGCCCGUCACGUCUGCCACCAGCACGGCCCGGGUCUGGGACAGCCAUGGCCGCCAGCGGACAGGAGGCCCAGGCUGGCCCAAGCCUUGGUGCCAUGGGGCCUUGGGAGCACCUUGCCCUGAGGCCCGAUGACCAGGCUGAAGAAGGACCCAAGGCUGACCGGGGCACUAGCCUUCAACCAAGACCCAGGACCCGGGCAGGGCCACCCAGGAGCCUGUGUUCAGCAUCUGACCCAGCCAGAGACUCCAGACUGCCCUGCUGCCCGGACAUGAGCCACUGGUGCCCAGGACAGCACUGGAGGAGGUCUGUGACCAGGGCCCUAAGUGCCCCUUGAUGGACAGAGGGCCCCACACUGCUGCUGGGCUGUCUCCACCCUCCCGCCUGGCCUGCCUGCAGGAGGGGGACGGGACGGGUGCAAUGGACACGAAAGUGAACAGAGGCCUGAGUCCUUGGAGUGGGCGGAGCCCUGGGCCGGGGCUGCAGGCCCCCCACCUGCCCACGUUCCAGAUAAGGGCCAGCGUGUGUUCCCUGAAGGUCAGGGUAACCGAGGGGAGGGCCCCUGCCGCACAGGCCCAGCCCACAAAGGGCCUGCUCACCUGGCCAGUCAGGAUCCGAGUGGCGGCCCUGAGCAGCCCGAGGGUCAGCACAUGCCCCUCAGCUUCAAGGGACGUGGGCCCAGCCAGGUCCUGGAGACACAGAGCACCAAGCUGGGCCCCAGUGCUGCCCCUGCCUCCUCUGUGACCUCCCAUCGUGGAGCCGGGGCCUUUAUCUGAAGGACAGGCGCCGUCACAGCACCACCUCCUGGGCUCGUUGGUGACAUGCUGAGCCCUGUGCCCAGCGCGCGAGGUGGCUCUCGGUAAUA